UAAAAUAAACCCCCACCAGCGCCAUGUCUCCUCCACUUUCACUCAACGGCUCUCUCCUCAGUCCUCAGUACAUUCUCGCUCUUAUUGCUUUAUUUCCUCAAUCUCUCCAAACCCAGAUCGGAACUUCUCUCUGUAUAGUGUUUGACGAACAAGAAUGGCGGCUGAAAAUGGCAGCAGGAAGCUGAUAGUUGAAAUCUGCAACGCCAAUAACCUGAUGCCGAAAGAUGGGCAAGGAACGGCCAGUGCUUACGCCAUAGCUGAUUUCGAUGGGCAAAGAAGGAGAACCAAGACCAAGUUCAGGGAUCUGAAUCCUGUCUGGGAUGAGAAGCUGGAGUUUCUGGUUCAUGAUGUUGAAUCAAUGGCGUCGGAGAUGUUGGAGAUCAAUCUGUACAAUGAUAAGAAAACUGUGAAACGAAGCACUUUUCUCGGGAAAAUCAAGUUGUCUGGUAGUCUUUUUGUGAAAUCCGGAGCUGAGAGUCUUGUUUAUUAUCCCUUGGAGAAAAGGAGUGUUUUUUCCCAGGUUAAAGGUGAGAUUGGUGUUAAAGUUUAUUAUGUUGACGAGGAUGCGGCUCCCGUGUCGGCGAAGACUGCAGCGGAUCAGAAAGAAGAGACAGUGGAGGAGAAGCCCCCGGAGGAUGAAAAGCCAGAGGAGGAAAAGAAAGUAGAAGAAGAAAAGACGAAAGAAGAAGUACCCAAAGAAGAAGAGAAACCAAACUCUCCGCCGCCGGAGACUAGUAACCAACAACCACAAGAGACUGCCGCAGAUUCAACUCCAGAGGCAAAUCCAGCGCCGGCAGAGUUGGAGAACAGAUCAGUGGCAAUUAAAGAAGAGUCGCCGGCAGAGACAGAAAAAGACAAGGCUGAAACAGGAAAAAGCACUGAACUUAUCAUCAACGACCUAGAACUCAGAUCACUCUCCGGUGAUCACAACCGUAUCGGGUACGAUCUCGUAGACCGUAUGCCAUUUUUAUACGUAAGAGUCGUAAAAGCAAAAGUAGCCAGCAAAGAACUGGCCGGUUGUCCCCUCCAUGCCAAGCUAGUCAUUGGCACUCACAAUAUCAAAACAAAAACCCAAAUCGACAAAGACUGGGACCAAGUUUUCGCAUUCGACAAAGAGGGACUGAGUUCAAGCACUUUAGAAGUAUCAGUUUGGAUUGAAGAAGAGAAAAACGAAGAACAGAAGGAAGAAGCUUCUUCAUGUUUAGGAACGGUGUCGUUUGAUUUGCAAGAAGUGCCGAAAAGGGUUCCACCAGAUAGUCCGUUAGCUCCUCAAUGGUACAGUCUUGAAGAAUCCGAUAAGUCAGCCGGAAAUGAUGUGAUGAUUGCCGUCUGGUUCGGAACUCAGGCCGACGAAGUCUUCCAGGAAGCUUGGCAAUCCGAUUCGGGUGGGUUGAUACCCGAGACCCGAGCUAAGGUUUAUCUCUCUCCAAAGCUUUGGUAUUUGAGACUAACGGUUAUCCAAACCCAAGAUUUGCAGCUUGAUUUAGGUUCCGAAGCUAAGGUUCGGAGUCCAGAAGUUUAUGUCAAGGCUCAGCUUGGCAGUCAACUUUUCAAAACUAGUAGGACUCAAGUCGGGUCGGCAUGGAAUGAGGAUUUGGUAUUCGUGGCCGCUGAGCCAUUUGAGCCAUUUUUGGUGGUCGGCGUUGAAGACGCCAGUAAUGGUCAGGCAGUUGGUGAGGCUAAAAUCCACUUGUCAACCAUCGAUAGGAGAACCGACGAUAAAACGGCGGUAAAAUCAAAGUGGUUCAAUUUGAAUGGAGAUGAAAAUAAGCCUUACGCAGGGAGAAUCCACGUCAGAGUCUGCUUAGAAGGUGGGUACCACGUGCUUGAUGAAGCUGCUCACGUGACUAGCGAUGUUCGAGCCACGUCUAAGCAGCUAGCUAAACCUCCCAUUGGGUUGCUCGAUGUUGGGAUUGGAGGGGCGAAAAAUUUGUUGCCGGUCAAGACCAAGGAUGGUACAUGUGGAACCACGGAUGCUUACGUGGUGGCCAAAUAUGGGCCCAAGUGGAUCCGUACACGUGCAAUUCUCGAUCGGUUUAAUCCGCAAUGGAACGAGCAAUAUACGUGGGAUGUAUACGAUCCAUGUACAGUACUUACCAUAGGUGUAUUCGAUAACGGAAGAUAUAAGGGUGAGAAAGAUCUAUGUCUUGGUAAAAUUCAUAUACGGUUAUCGACAUUGAAUACGAAUAUGGUAUAUCGAAAUUCAUAUACUCUCACGGUAUUGUCACCAAGCGGGGCCAAGAAAAUGGGUGAGAUUGAAUUAGCCGUUAGAUUUUGUUGCUCAUCAUGGCUAAGCCUAAUGCAAGCUUAUGGGAGCCCAAUGUUACCAAGAAUGCACCAUGUUAGCCCCUUGGGUCCAGUCCAACAGGAAACUCUGCGCCACACGGCUAUGCGUAUAGUGACGACUAGGUUAGCCAGGUCCGAGCCAGUUCUGGGACAAGAAGUGGUUCAAUCCAUAUUCGACAAUGAUACACACGUCUGGAGCAUGAGGAGGAGCAAGGCAAAUUGGUUCAGGGUCGUGAGGUGUUUGUCACGUGUGGCGAGUUUGGCACGUUGGAUAGACGAGAUUCGCACAUGGACCCGCCCUUCGACUACGAUUUUGGUUCACGGGUUGCUCGUAGCCAUGGUGAUAUCUCCGCAUCUAGUGCUCCCUACUAUAUUCUUGUACGCUUUCUUAAUCCUAGUGUUGAGAUCUCGUAGUCGACAAAUCCAAUUCAAUGUGGACUCGAGACUAUCCUAUGUAGAAGGUGCAAGUCUGGACGAGCUCGACGAAGAAUUCGAUGAAUUUCCAACCACAAGAUCAUCAGAUACCAUACGAAUACGCUAUGAUCGUCUACGAGCAGUCGCGGGCCGAGCUCAAACAUUGUUGGGUGAUUUGGCAGUCCAAGGGGAGCGUUUAGAGUCCUUGUUUAGUUGGAGGGAUCCAAGAGCUACUGGCAUUUUUGUAGUGUUUUGCCUAUUUGCUUCAUUGUUUUUCUACCUUGUACCAUUCAAGGUGUUUGUGUUAGGGCUAGGAUUUUACUACCUGCGACACCCUAGGUUCCGAGGUGACAUGCCAUCGCUUCCUAUCAUCUUCUUUCGGCGACUACCGUCGCUUUCCGAUCAAAUUAUGUAGACUCUUUAU
Molecule: messenger RNA, 3124 nt
Organism: Hibiscus syriacus
Lineage: Eukaryota; Viridiplantae; Streptophyta; Magnoliopsida; Malvales; Malvaceae
Product: FT-interacting protein 7-like
Exons: 1
Coding region: 155-3115 (986 amino acids)
Source: RefSeq, a predicted model, not a curated record